CCACCCUAUUAAACGAGCGUGCGCGCGCCCGGCAGGCGGUUCCGUCUACCAAACGAACGCACGCGCGCCGGCCGCACGGUUUGCGUCCAGGACUCUGAGAGGAAGCACGUCUUCCUUCUGUGCAGUUCCCGGCACUGCCGCCCUCCCGUCAGCAGGGGACGCUGCACCGCCCGCCGCGAGCAACUCUCCUCCCGAAAGUCUCGCCCCGGCCGGAAGUCAGGUGCCGGCGCGUCCGAGAAGAUGGCGGCAUCCACGAGCGGGGGAGCGUUGGGUCGGGGAGGCACCCGGGGACGCGGGGCCCGCAGGCAGCGCGGACGCGGGCGCGGGCCGGGGGCCCUGAAGCGGCUCAGGCUUGCGGUGGAGGAGUUCCUGCAGGCCACAUCCGAGGGCGAGAGCCCAGGCGGCCGCGCGGGGCCCCGGGAGGAGGGGCGCGGCCGCCCCGGCGCGAGGAGAAGCCGCAGGGAGCUGAGGAAGCAGAAGCGACAGCUGAGGAAGGCGCGCCGGCUGCAGAGGACCGUGGGCUCCGCGCAGGGCCCGGGCCAGGCCGGCGUCGGGACCGCGAGCGGCCCGCGCGCGGAGAGGCAGAGCGGCCGGCCGCCCCCGCGUCGGACCCCGCCGCAGACCGAGGGUCCGCGACCGCCUCACGCCGGGGCCCCGGCCGCCGGCUCCCGCGCCGCCCCGGCCCGGGGUCCCCCCGGAAAAACUGGGGCCGCCGCCGCCGCCCGGAAACGCGCGCUGCUGGCGGCCAACGAGGAGGAGGACCGAGAGAUCCGCAAGCUGGAGCGCUGCCUCGGCCUGAACCGGCGCAGAAGGAAGGGCGGCGGCAGCUCCGUGCCCCUCACCUUUGCCCGCGACGGGCUCGAUUACAUCCUGGGGGCCCUGGAGUCCGGGAGCAGCGGCUUGUGCGACGGCAGCAGCGAGGAGGAGGGCGGCGCCGGGCCGACGCUCCCCGGAGGUGGCUUCGAGCGCGACGGCGGGGACGAGGGAGACGAGCCGGAGGCGGAGGCGGGGAGGGAGGAAGCCGCGGGAGCGGCGCGGGGCGGGAGCGGCAAGACGGUCCGUUUUGCGGCGGAUGAAGACAGUGGAACUGCCUCGGAGGACGUGGACACGGCAGAUCGGCAGAGUCUUUGUGAAAAUGGUGAAAAGUAUAUCCCACCUCAAGUGAGGCAAGCUGAGGAGACGGUGGAUAUUCAGAAAAAGGAGCAACUAGAAAGGCUGAAGAAACAUGUCAAAGGUCUAAUUAACAGGCUGAGUGAACCAAACAUGGCCUCCAUCAGUGGACAGCUAGAGGAGCUGUACAUGGCCCACAGCAGGAAGGACAUGAACGGCGUGCUGACCGACGUCCUCCUGAGUGCCUGUGCGCCGGGCACGGCCAUGCCCAGCAGGUUGGUGAUGGAGCACGUCCUCUUGGUCAGCAUUCUUCACCACACAGUCGGCACUGAGGUUGGAGCUCACUUCCUGGAGGCGGUGGUGAGGAGGUUCGACGGUGUCUAUCGGCUCGGCAGUGAAGGCAGAGAGAGUGAGAACCUGCUCACCAUCGUCGCCCACCUCUACAACUUCCACGUGGUGCAGUCGCUCCUUGUCUUUGACAUUUUGAAAAAACUUGUUGGAACUUUCACAGAAAAAGAUAUUGAACUGAUCCUGUUGACGCUGAAAAACGUGGGCUUUUUGUUGAGGAAAGACGAUGCUUUGUCACUUAAGGAACUGAUUGCUGAGACUCAGGCCAGGGCCAGCGGGGCUGGCAGCAGGUUCCAGGACCAGACCCGGAUUCGGUUUAUGCUGGAGACGAUGCUGGCACUGAAGAACAACGACAUGCGUAAGAUUCCAGGCUAUGACCCUGAGCCUGUGGAGAAGCUGAGGAAAUUGCAAAGAGCUCUGGUGCGCAACGCUGGCUCAGGUACAGAGACCCAGCUCCGUGUCUCGUGGGACGGAGUCCUGCAUGCCGAGCAGACUGGGCGCUGGUGGAUUGUGGGGUCGGCCUGGAGUGGGGCCCCAAUGAUCGACAGCAGUCAGCAGAAGGCCCCACAGAAGCAUCUUGCAGGGCCGGUUAGCACGAAGAUACUAGAACUUGCCCGAAAGCAGAGAAUGAACACCGACAUCCGGAGAAACAUAUUUUGUACAAUAAUGACUAGUGAAGAUUUUCUGGACGCAUUUGAAAAGCUUCUGAAGCUUGGCCUAAAGGAUCAGCAGGAGAGAGAAAUAGUUCAUGUUCUUGUGGACUGCUGUCUUCAAGAGAAAACAUACAACCCUUUCUAUGCAUUCCUGGCUGGCAAGUUUUGUGACUAUGAAAGGAGGUUUCAGAUGACUUUCCAAUUCAGCAUAUGGGACAAAUUUCGGGACUUAGAAAAUUUGCCGGCCACUACCUUCUCUAACUUGGUUCAUCUGGUGGCCCACUUGUUGAAGACAAAGUCGCUUCCGCUGUCCAUUUUAAAGGUGGUUGAAUUCAGUGAGUUGGACAAGCCCAGAGUCCACUUCCUACGAGAAGUGUUAUAUAUACUGUUAAUGGAGACAGAAGUUGAAGACCUUGGUUUAAUUUUUGCAAGGAGACUAGGUUGUGUCUCCCUGUUGGAGGUUCCAAGAACAGGCCUGGGAGAGGCCAGCUCAUCGCCGGUAAUGCUUUGUACGAUUCUUCCCAGAGUGUCCGACAACCCAAAGCUGGGCAUGUUGCGGGAAGGUCUGAAGCUUUUCAUCAGCCACUUCUUGGUAAAGGGCGUGCAGGCCCACCGGGGUGCCGAGGAAGCCGGCGUGCUGAGAGAGCGAGCCGACCUCACCACCAAGGCCCUGCAGGGCAAGGCCGCCCUGAGAAUGUAGUCUGGAGACGGAGAGAAGGGGUGGCCCUCACCUGUACCAUGUCCUCUCUAAACCCCAAGGGCUCAUCUGUUGACCACACAACUUGGUGGAGCUAGACCAGUCUGUUGUAUUUAAAAUAUUAAGAUAAUUUUUUUAUCCAA
Molecule: messenger RNA, 2951 nt
Organism: Manis javanica (Malayan pangolin)
Lineage: Eukaryota; Metazoa; Chordata; Mammalia; Pholidota; Manidae
Gene: NOM1
Product: nucleolar protein with MIF4G domain 1
Biological process (GO): ribosomal small subunit biogenesis
Cellular component (GO): nucleolus
Molecular function (GO): protein binding; RNA binding
Source: RefSeq, a predicted model, not a curated record